AUGGGGCUGGACCCCACAAUCCUAGCCUUUGGGUUUUACAGCUUAUUGAGCUAUAUAACUAUAAAAUUAAUUGUAAAAACUGAAAAAAUUCCAGGUUAUCUAUACAUAUUGGAGCAGACAUAUCCUGGUUCAGUUUUAAAAUUAGAAAGGACGGAAUGUGAUAAAUUCUUAUAUGCAUUUGUUGCAUUAGAAGCAUGUAUUAGAGGUUGGGAGUAUUGUAGGCCAAUUGUAGUUGUUGAUGGGGCAGCUUUGAGAGACGCAUAUGGUGGUACAAUGUUGACUACAAGCACUAUGGAUCCAGGAGGUCACAUACUUCCACUUGCUUAUGCCAUAGUGGAUUCUGAGAAUGAUGCAUCAUGGACCUGGUUCUUUGAACAGUUUAGGGAAGCAUAUGGAGAAAGGGAAAACAUGUGUUUUAUGUCAGAUAGAAACGAGAGCAUAUGGAAAGGGACUGCAAGAAACUUCGAUAGGAAUACUGAAGAUUUGAAGAAGCUAUUUUUUACAAUGGCAAAGGCUUAUACAAUACAACAAUUUGAGGCGAUUAUGCAAAGAAUAGAACAGAUAGAUCCAAGAAUAAGAGAUUAUUUAUAUGAUAUCGGGUAUAGCAAGUGGUCAAGGGCGUAUUCAAAAUGUAAGCGAACAUGGACCAUGACUUCAAACAUAGCCGAAUCUUUGAAUAAUGUUAACAGGAUAGCAAGGAGGUUGCCAGUGAUUUCACUUCUUGAAUUUAUGAGGGUAACAGUUCAAAGAUGGAUUCAUAAGCACAAUGAGGAGGCUGCAAAAACUAGAUCAGAGCUUACAAAAAAAUAUGAUCUUGUGCUCCAUAAAAGUAUUGCUUUGUCUAGCAGUAUGAGGGUAAUACCAUCAACAGUUGAUAUGCAUGCUGUUGUUGAUGGACCAAAGCGCCUGAAGAAUUUUCAAGAUACAUAUGCCAUCUCUGUUGAACCUCUCCCAUGCGAGAGUACAUGGGAUAUACCAAGUUAUGUUUCAGAGCCUAAAUUGAUGCCGCCUGGUCCAAAGAGAGCAGCAGGAAGACCACAACUGGAAUGCUGGAAAGGGUUUGCUGAUAUGAUAUCUGACUGGAAUUAA
This is a messenger RNA of Solanum stenotomum, 1089 nucleotides long. RefSeq lists its product as uncharacterized. The record is from RefSeq and is a predicted model, not a curated record. The coding region runs from base 1 to 1089 and encodes 362 amino acids. The transcript has 7 exons. Lineage: Eukaryota; Viridiplantae; Streptophyta; Magnoliopsida; Solanales; Solanaceae.